This is a messenger RNA of Miniopterus natalensis, 1807 nucleotides long. It is a transcript of the gene PHOSPHO2, whose product is annotated as phosphatase, orphan 2. The record is from RefSeq and is a predicted model, not a curated record. Gene Ontology annotation, molecular function: phosphatase activity. NCBI's taxonomy places the organism in Eukaryota, Metazoa, Chordata, Mammalia, Chiroptera, Miniopteridae.
AAGGAUUAAUAAAAUAUUGUUGACAAAAAUUAGCUUUUGCACAUACAAUAUUGGUGGGUGUUUUUUUUGUUUGUUUUUUGGAAGCACAGUUUUUAAAAUGCCAAGAACUGGGAAAGAGAUUUUACCCUACUUGCAUGCUAACAACUUAGCUUGCCACAGUUUUGUAGAAGAUGCAGACCCCCUAGGUUAGAGGUGAAUUACAGCAGUAGCAAUAGUCAGAAUAUCAACAGUUUUACCCCAGUCUCAACAUAGUCAGAAGUCACAUGCACAUGGAGUUAGGCUAAGGAACCCAAAUCUUUAUUAUAAUGAACAAUAAACAUUUCAAGACUACAUGUCUUAUUUAACUGUCCCCAAUUCUUGGAUGUCUGUGCUGUUUCUAGUUUCCAUUAUUAUUAAAAGCACAUAGGUUAUUGAUAGACUGUAGAAGCAUUACAGAUAACAGAAUAUAUGCUGCUCCUGCUUUUGUAGAGAAAGUUAAUAACUAUUUUGGGAAUUUUGACAAAUUGGUUACAAAAUAGAUUCACAUUCUUAAAACUGAAUCUUUGUGCACAUCCUUAAUUUUUUGAGACGUCAACUAUGCAAAAUCUUUUCACGUUUAUUGACAACAGAAUGUGGUAAUUGUCUGUUUUACUAAUCUCACAAGUAAAAAGAAAAAAAUGGAAUUUGUAUUCUCAACAUAAUCAGCCUAACACGUGAUUUUAUCCACCAGAUAAAAACUUAUAUGUAUGUAACAUUCCCUGUUUUGUAUUUAAGGUUUUUGUUUAAUCAAAAAUUUGUUUUUCCUGUUGCCAAUAGCUGCUUUUCUGAUGUAAGAGAAAAUAGCAUCAUUAGAAAACCUAAGCUUAAAAAUAUCUUAAACUUUUAUUAAUUUUAGGAGUUAAGAAGUCUCUGUUCCUUUGCUCCAAACCAGAAGACUUUGUUCCCUGCAUAUAGAGUAGGAGUAAUGUUGGUUAGAAACAGGCUGGUGUUUAAAACUGAAGAUUGCCAUGACUAUUUAACCAAAGCUCUUUGCUGAAGUAAGAUUGUCUUAGAAAUACUAAAUUGGGGUAACCCAAAUCUGUUUUAGAACCAUGAAAAUUUUGCUGGUUUUUGACUUUGACAAUACAAUCAUAGAUGACAAUAGUGACACCUGGAUUGUACAGUGUGCUCCAGAGAAAAAACUUCCUAUUGAACUACAAGAUUCCUAUAAAAAAGGAUUUUGGACAGAAUUUAUGGGCAGAGUCUUUAAGUAUUUGGGAGAUGAAGGUGUAAGAGAAGAUGAAAUGAAAAGAACAGUGACAUCAAUGCCUUUCACUCCAGGGAUGGUGGAGCUUUUAAACUUUAUAAGAAAGAACAAGGAUAAGUUUGAUUGCAUUAUCAUUUCAGAUUCAAAUUCUGUCUUCAUUGAUUGGGUUUUAGAAGCUACCAGUUUUCAUGAUGUGUUUGAUAAAGUGUUUACAAAUCCAGCAGCUUUUGAUGGCAGUGGCCAUCUUACUGUGGAAAAUUAUCAUGCUCAUUCUUGCAAUAGGUGCCCCAGAAAUCUUUGCAAAAAUGUAGUUUUGGUAGAAUUUAUAGAUAAACAGUUACAACAGGGAGUGAAUUAUACACAAAUUGUUUAUAUUGGUGAUGGUGGAAAUGAUCUUUGCCCAAUAACCUUUUUAAAGAAAAAUGAUGUUGCCAUGCCACGGAAAGGAUAUACUUUACAGAAAACUCUUUCCAGAAUGUCUCAAAAUCUUGAGCCUAUGGAAUCUUGUGUUGUAGUUUGGUCUUCAGGUGUUGAAAUAAUUUCUCAUUUACAGUUUCUAAUAAAGAAGUAAUAUGCCAACAA